Messenger RNA from Odontomachus brunneus, 1421 nucleotides. RefSeq names its product nuclear receptor subfamily 2 group E member 1-like (gene Hr83). The record is from RefSeq and is a predicted model, not a curated record. Bases 275 to 1321 code for a protein of 348 amino acids. The transcript has 6 exons. Gene Ontology annotation, molecular function: zinc ion binding; nuclear receptor activity; RNA polymerase II cis-regulatory region sequence-specific DNA binding. Gene Ontology annotation, biological process: cell differentiation; anatomical structure development; regulation of transcription by RNA polymerase II. NCBI's taxonomy places the organism in Eukaryota, Metazoa, Arthropoda, Insecta, Hymenoptera, Formicidae.
UUCCGCGUUCUGACGUUCGGAGUGACAGGUCGGGCAAAUCCGAUUCACCACCCUGUUUCUCUCUCCACCACCAUUGACGUGAACCUCCCUGGCUAAGGGCUACGUCUCACGUCGUGGUAGAGUUCGUUUCUACUCGCGAACGCGAUCGGACACAAUCACUUGGAACAUUCGAGUUAUCAACGACAAAACAACGCCACGCGCUCUGUCUUUCACGGAGGUCACGUCUGAACUACGCGCGAUAAUCUCGAAAUUGCGAAGUAGAGUAGACAAAAACAUGGGGAGAACUUUGCCUACACCGGUCUCCUGCAAAGUAUGUGGCGACCGAUCGUACGGGAAACAUUAUGGUGUUUAUUGCUGCGACGGCUGCUCGUGCUUCUUCAAGCGAUCUGUGCGCCGGGGUGCUCUGUUCACCUGUAUAGCUACGGGCUCUUGCACCGUUGCAAAAGCCACGCGAAAUUUCUGUCCGCACUGUCGUUUAAAGAAAUGUUUCUCCGUCGGCAUGAAUACAGCAGCUGUACAGGAAGAGAGAGGACCGCGAAUUCGAAGUAACACGCUAUCGAGGCCGCACAAUUCUAACGUGGUCUGGAAGCCUCAAGUUAACUCUACGGCGACUCUCUGUGCUCGUUUUAAUAGUUCCGAGGUAUAUUUGCCAUUCAAGAGCACCACGUUGAACAAUACUCUACUGAUGAAGACGAUACACACGUCCGACAAUAGGGAGGAGAUCAUCUUCCCUGUCUUGUCGCGCCAGAUACAACCAACUAUGAAGAUUAUAUCGCCUGGCACGGCUAUACAGUACGAGAUUUCCGCGCAGAUAUUCCUGGCUGCCGUUCAGGGUGCUCGUCGACAUCGAGACUUCUCGGUGCUGAACGUGGAGGAGCAAAAUAAAAUUCUACGUCGCGGCUGGUCGGCCCUUUUCAUUUUGCGUGCGGCCACGUGGCCGGUCGAUAUAAUGAACAUACGUGGGCAAAGUGCGAUAACUAACGACAGUGCGUCGGGUUAUCUAACCGCGGCGCGCAUCGCCAUUGCUAAACUGCAGCUCGACGAUGUCGAACUGUGCAUUCUGGACACGUUCGUGCUAUGUCGACCCGAAAUCGCUAAUACCGCGGAUGGCUUUCGUAUAAUGUCGCGAGCAAGAGACAACGCCGUGGAGGCUCUGAUUCGGCAUCAUCAGCAUCGAGACGAUAAUAACAACAAAUUGAUCAGGAUUCUAUUUGUCCUACCCAUACUCACCGGGUGCUGUCCUCGAGAAUUGGCUGGAGAACUGUUCGCGCCAAUUAUCGACGAUGCAGACAUGGAGAGAGUCAUCGCGUCUGUGCGAUGAGUUUUUAGCAAAACGUCAAAAAUUAUAACAUUAUCGCAUAUUAUACGUUUUUCGUAAUUGUGAUUCGACGCACGUUAUAUCAGACAUGAUUUUCGAGUAG